Molecule: messenger RNA, 2715 nt
Organism: Exophiala aquamarina CBS 119918
Lineage: Eukaryota; Fungi; Ascomycota; Eurotiomycetes; Chaetothyriales; Herpotrichiellaceae
Product: minichromosome maintenance protein 3
Exons: 2
Coding region: 1-2715 (904 amino acids)
Biological process (GO): DNA replication; mitotic DNA replication initiation; double-strand break repair via break-induced replication
Cellular component (GO): MCM complex; nucleus
Molecular function (GO): single-stranded DNA binding; ATP binding; single-stranded DNA helicase activity
Source: RefSeq, a predicted model, not a curated record
AUGGCGCUCGAUAGUCGUCAACUCCGCGAUGAAGCGGUCCGUGACAGAAUCAGACUCGCGACCGAGUUUCUCGAUCCCACAAACCCACGGGCCCGGUCGUAUCGCGGUGACAUCGUUUUGAUGCUCAACCGUGGAUUGAGGCGACUCGUGGUCAGUAUUGACGACAUUCGAUCUCAUUCCCGAGAGCUCGCGGACGGCAUUCUCUAUCAGCCAUUUGACUAUUCCCUCGCCUUCGACGCGGCCUUGAAGACAAUCAUCAGCACAAUCCCGAACCGGGCGGCCUUCGAGCAGGAUGAAGAGACGUUAUACUACGUUGCAUACUCUGGGUCGUUCGGAGAGAAUUCAUGCAACCCGAGAACGCUUGGAAGCUCACUGUUGAAUCGUAUGGUCUGUCUCGAAGGCAUUGUCACCAAAUGCAGUCUCGUCCGACCCAAGAUCGUGAAGAGCGUGCAUUGGAAUGAGAAGAAGGGAACAUUCAUGUUUCGAGAAUACAGAGACCAAACGAUGACUGCCAAUGGCCCGGCCAGUUCAAGCGUGUAUCCCCAAGAAGAUGGCUUCGGUAAUCCCUUGAUCACAGAAUACGGUCACUGCACGUACAGAGAUCACCAGACGAUCAGUAUACAAGAAAUGCCCGAACGAGCUCCUGCAGGCCAACUGCCUCGUGGCGUUGAUGUGAUCUUGGACGACGACAUGGUCGACCGGGUGAAGCCCGGCGAUCGAAUCCAACUCGUGGGGAUCUUCAGGUCGUUGGGAAACCGGAAUGCAGGGUCUGGAUCGGCAAUCUUCAGGACACUCAUUCUGGCUAACAACAUUGUCUUGCUGUCUUCGAAAUCUGGUGGUGGCAUCGCACAGGCUACUAUCACCGAUCAGGAUGUUCGAAACAUCAACAAGAUGUCCAAAAAGAGCAAUGUUUUCGAGCUACUUGCACAGUCGCUAGCUCCCAGCAUUUUCGGCCACGAUCAUAUCAAGCAGGCCAUCUUGCUUAUGCUCCUAGGUGGUAUGGAGAAGAACUUACCGAAUGGCACUCAUCUUAGAGGUGAUAUCAACGUCCUCAUGGUGGGAGAUCCGUCCACCGCAAAAUCGCAGCUUCUGCGUUUUGUCCUCAACACCGCGCCUUUGGCUAUUGCAACCACUGGUCGAGGCUCUUCCGGUGUUGGUCUUACCGCUGCAGUAACUUCUGAUAAAGAAACCGGAGAACGGAGACUUGAGGCUGGUGCAAUGGUUCUAGGGGAUCGAGGCGUUGUGUGUAUCGACGAAUUUGACAAAAUGAGUGAUAUUGAUCGAGUCGCCAUCCACGAAGUCAUGGAACAGCAGACAGUCACCAUUGCCAAAGCUGGAAUUCAUACGACUCUUAAUGCACGCUGCAGUGUGAUUGCGGCCGCAAAUCCCAUCUUCGGUCAAUACGACAGCAACAAAGAUCCGCAUAAGAACAUUGCACUGCCAGAUUCUCUACUUUCACGUUUCGAUUUACUCUUCGUGGUGACAGACGACAUUAACGAUGAAAGGGAUCGUGAGAUCUCAGAGCACGUUCUCAGAAUGCAUCAGUACAGGCAACCAGGCACAGAAGAAGGCGCUCCCCUCCGGGAACAAUCAAAUCAGAUGCUCGGUAUUGGUAUCCAAGAGGAUCAAAAUGCCCCCCAAACAACGACAGAAGUGUUUGAGAGAUUCAGCGUCGUCCUCCACUCGGGUAUGACGAUCACGAGUGGUCGUGGUAGGAAUAAACAAAUCACUCCUGUCAGCAUGCCAUUCAUCAAGAAAUACAUCCAGUAUGCGAAGAGCAGAUGCAAACCUGUCUUGACCCAAAAAGCUAGUGACUAUGUGGUUACUGCGUACUCGAAUUUGAGAAACGAUGAGAUUGAAGGAAAUCAGAGAAGAACAAGUCCGAUGACUGCCAGAACUUUGGAGACUCUCAUUCGUCUUUCAACUGCCCAUGCAAAGGCAAGACUGUCAAGCCGUGUCGAAGAGAGCGACGCCAUUGCUGCAGAAAGGAUCCUGAAAUUCGCUCUGUUCAGAGAACUUGCUAUGAAGGAGGAUGGCCGGAAGAAGAGACGUAAGACUCAGGAUGCCAACGUCGAGAGCUCAUCGGAAGACGACUCGGAAAGCGAUGAUGAUGGUAGCGACGAUGAUACUCCGUACCGUGGAACUAAAGCAAAUGGUAGGAGAUCAGCCAAGCCUCAAACUAGAAGCCAAAGACCGACCCGUACCAACGGCGCGGGUUCUUCUCGUCCGAAUAACGCCGCCGCCGCUGAUGACGACGACGGGGGAGUUGAUUCAGACAAUGCACCUAGCGCAUCCCAACGCCGGACCGGCGCCGAGUCUCAGCUCUCACGCAUGUCGCUCGCCAGCUCGAUCCCCAGCUCACAACUCCCACCCACCCAGACAGACUCGCAAUCGCAAUCGCGCAGAACCCAAACUCAGACAGACGCAGAAAUCCCACAAUCGCCCGAGUCGUCGCCCGAACCCGAGGCGAGAAUCGCGCCACCUCGUCUGAAGACGUUCCGCGAGACACUAGGCGCCCUCACCCACACGUCUCUGUUCCAAAACGACAUGGCCACAGUUGCGGACAUCACCAUCGCAGUCAACCAUCGUCUAAGCGAGCGGAACAGCAGCGCCCAGGAGUUCUCAGGCCCGGAAACUACCGCUGCGCUCAAGGCCAUGGGCGAGGCGAAUCAGAUCAUGUUCUUGGAGGACAGUGGCGAGGUCUAUACUCUUUAG